GGUGCGGUGCUGGGGACAGGCUGCCUCUCACCACUCGCUCGCAGAGGGCACUGCUGAGCUGGGCGAGGAGCCUGCAGCCAGAUGAGACACCCUCAACAAGGAAGGAAGGAAGAAAAAAAACAAAACCUGACUGAAGAAAAAGUGCACGAACCACCAAAGCCAAAUCACGUGUGGUGGGACAUCUCCCGCAGCCUCCCGGCGCGGUGGCACAGAGGACGCGGCUGUCCCCUGGCUGGAGGGACUCUGGGAGCUGGGCAGACCCGACCCUGUUUCCAUUGAGUGCUGGGAGCCUGACGCGGGGUCGCUGAGCUGAAGGCGGUUGUGUUGAGCAGAGAACGGUGGGCGCGAUGUCACCGCUGCGUUUGCUCCGGCAGUUCCCUGGUGCGGCCGGAGUCAGAUGAGCCACUGCUGGCCCGAGGUUCCACCUGCCUGUCGUGUUUGCAGGUGGCAGGACAGCUCUGGCACCCCCGUCCCCUGGCCGCGGCACCCAGAAUGGCAGCGUAGAGCUGGGGGCAGAUGGACGGGGCGCGGCGGGAUGAGCCCUGUCCUGAGCUUGCUGCUGUCCCUGGCCACCUGCGCCCUGCUCCAGGGCACCCCGCUGCCUCCCCGGGACGUCAGGCUGGAGGCACAGAACUUCCACGUCCGCCUGAGCUGGGGGACGGACCCCGGCACGCCCGGCGAUGCCACGUACCAGGUGGAGUGGAGGAGACAACGAAACUCUCGCUGGACCAAGGCAGAUGCCUGCUGGGGGAACAGCACCGGCUCCUCCUGGGCGUGUGAGCUGCAUUUUGACAACAUCCAUGAUAUGUACUGGGCAAGGGUGAGAGCGGUGGCCGGAGGAGAGCCGUCCAAGUGGGUCUAUUCCAAUGAGCUGCAGCUGUACAGAGACACAAUUGUGGGCCCCCCCACCUUGUCCUGGCUGCUCCAGGGUGACGUCCUCAGCAUAAACAUCACCACGCCGCUCACUCCCUACCGAAGCAAAAACGGCUCUUACAAGCCGGUGGGACACGUGCUGUGGAAGCUGUGGUACUGGCUGAGCCUGUACGAAGGGGACGUGCUCAUCCAGCAAGUGCCCUGCAAGCAGAGCGGGGGCGAUGCACCCUGCACCUUCAGGUACCUGAAGCCCAGCACGCAGUACUGCAUCCGGACGACAGCCGUGGACAUGGCCAGGGAGCAGAGCCGGGAGGCCGAGCAGUGCAUGGUGACACCACCGAGCCCCGCAGGCUUUCCCUGGCUGCUCCUUGCCGUUAUGGGUGGUGUCUUCCUGCUGCUGCUGUGCGUGGCCGGACCCUGCUGCGUCCAGCUGUACAUCUUCCCCAGCCCCGCAGAGACGCGCCUCCCGAAAACGCUCGCUCACCUGAACACGGAGCUGAGCAUCGCCAUCAGGGUGCCCACUCUUCAGCUGGAGGAGGACCCCUUCGCCCUGCUCCUGACAGCUGUGCUCCCCUCCCGUGGGCCACCGGCAGAUGAGCAGACGGUGCCCACGGUCCAGCUGCUCCUCAGAGAAAGCCUUUCCCAGGACGUGAAUGGCUACUGUGCCAACGGGUUUGGGCCAUGCUGCCUCGAGGGAAGGGACCUGUCCUGUCCCCGCAGCCAGCCAGGACGUGUCAUGGGCUCCUGGGUCUCAUUGCAGACGGAGGAGGAUGGGGAGGCACAUGACGGGGAUGAUGUACUGGAGCAGCCGGUGCUGGUGGGACUGGCCAGAGACAGAUACACAGGUGACAGGGACUACCGGGCACCCGAGGCGUGGCUCUCCCUGCACCACCAGCUUUAUUCUAAAUGCCAGUGCCCAGCCCUGGCAGCAGGCAGCUGCCUUCCUCUGCCCACACUGGACAGGAGCGUCAGCCAGGAGGAGCUGCAGGACAGCCUUGGCGUGGCAGGGCGCUGGGUACCGCUCACGUCUGUGAAGCUGCCGGCCAGUGAGGAGGAGGAUGGAGGGCAGCUCGUCCACGCUCUCCAGCUCCUGCAUGGCCGUGGGACUGAGCUGCAGCCAGGCGACAGCACCCUGCAACAGGGCGACUUGGAGCUGGCAGCACCGGGCGUCCCCAGCCCCUGCCCGCUGCCUGAAUCCCACCCCGACACCCUGCGGGCAGCUGCCUUCUCCGGCUAUGAGCUGCGUCCCCCAGCUGACAGUGAGCUAUAGCAGGCCGGGGGGACACACAGGUCACAGCAUCCAGCAGAGCUCGAGGCGCUGCCCCGGCCACGAUGGCUGCCUGCAGGGACCUGCCUGUGCCUUGCUGGGGACAGGACACGGGCAUGCUCUGGGCACGGCUGCCACGGAUGAGUGACAUCAUUCACAGCUUCCCUCUGUGGUUUUGGUACUUGUUGAACGAAAGCAUAAGGAAUGCAUUCCAAAGUUGAAGCCCCAACACUUUCCUCUAUUUAUCCAUCAAUAUAUGUGUGUGUGUGUGUACUGUGUAUAU
Molecule: messenger RNA, 2423 nt
Organism: Chroicocephalus ridibundus (black-headed gull)
Lineage: Eukaryota; Metazoa; Chordata; Aves; Charadriiformes; Laridae
Exons: 8
Coding region: 398-2143 (581 amino acids)
Molecular function (GO): protein binding
Source: RefSeq, a predicted model, not a curated record